This is a messenger RNA of Paramecium tetraurelia, 1122 nucleotides long. RefSeq lists its product as uncharacterized. NCBI's taxonomy places the organism in Eukaryota, Ciliophora, Oligohymenophorea, Peniculida, Parameciidae. The record is from RefSeq and is a predicted model, not a curated record. The transcript has 2 exons.
AUGUCCGAAGGAAUAAAGAAAAAUGCAAAGUCAUUCACUCCUUAUAUUGCAAAGCCUUCAGAUAUUGCCUCAGUGGAUGCUUCGUUCGAUCCCAUAAGAUAGUAUAGAUUGAGAGUCUAAAGUUCACUUGAUCCCCAGGUCCAAUAGUUGUCAUCUGAUUAACCAUUAUCUAACAACUUAUUUUUCAACCCUUAAUAUACUACUUUUGAUAUAUCCCAACGAGUAUCAUUUGAUGGCAACAAUGAUUUUAUGUUGAACAAUCUGAGAGGACCAUUUGUCAAUAGUUCUCUUGAUAGCAAACUAAUCCACAAACCCUUUGAUGUCUUUCAAUCCUAAAAUAGACAAAUCACUCCCAUGAUGUCUUAUUUUUUUAACUCACCCAGAUAAUCAUUUUAUCCAUUCCAACAACAACCACAACAAAACGAAUUACCGCCAUAUUCGAACAAGAGUUUGGAUAGAUAGAUUAAGGUCACUCAAAUUAAUUCUCCAUCCCAAUUUAUCAUUAGACCACCUUCAAUUUAAAAAUAACAGACGAAUACCAACUUAAACCAUUUUAAAAAAGAAGAGUUGAAAUUGCUUAUCAAGGAAGACUCAUGUGAAAGCGAAGUAGUUAAUAUGAGUGAGAGUAGUUGGAAUUAAAAUAAGGAUGACAAAAAAGUAAUCAAAAUUGGCAAACGUACGACUAGAAAAAGAUGCGUAUUUUAAGAGAGUUCUGAUUCAUAUAAGAUUAGUAGAAAAAAGAAAGGAUCGAAAGUGAACGAUACAAAGAACAUUACCAAGAAUUUCUCAAAAGCAAUCAUCUCAUAUAUUCUUAAUAACGAAGAACUGAUUUUAGGAUUCAUGAAGAAGGACCAAUAUGAUAGCUUUGUUUAGUUAUUGAAAACCAAGAAGAAUUAAAUGACAAAUAUCAAAUAACUUAGAGAUUUAUGGGUUGACGGAGGAAAGAAUCCUGAUUUCAAUAGAGUAUUUCGAAUCAUAAGCUAGUAUUUCCUAAAAAACCAAUCUGUUGCUUAUGUAUAUAAUUCACGUAUUUCAAACACAGCUUGGCAUUUAAAGUAUAGACAAAAUUUAUUAAGGGCCCUUAAGGAGCCUGAUAAUUUUAAAUUCAUUAAAGACAUAUGA